Messenger RNA from Dipodomys spectabilis (banner-tailed kangaroo rat), 1623 nucleotides. RefSeq names its product family with sequence similarity 189 member A1 (gene Entrep2). Lineage: Eukaryota; Metazoa; Chordata; Mammalia; Rodentia; Heteromyidae. The transcript has 11 exons. Bases 1 to 1623 code for a protein of 540 amino acids. The record is from RefSeq and is a predicted model, not a curated record. Gene Ontology annotation, cellular component: membrane.
AUGCCUCCGGCCGGCGGCCCCCGAGCCCCGCGCCCGGCCGCCUGGCCCCGCAGCCUGUCCCGCCUGCGCCAGUGCCCGGGCCGCUCCCGCAUCGUGCUGGCGCUCGGGGCCACGCAGAUGGCGCUGGGAUGUGUCAUCGUGGCCGUCAGCUUCGCCGCCCUGGCGCUCACCACCUCGGCCCGCGUCCGCCACUCCUGCCCCUUCUGGGCCGGCUUCUCGGUGCUCCUGUCAGGACUCAUUGGCGUUGUUUCAUGGAAAAGACCGCUCUCCCUUGUGAUCACCUUUUUCAUGCUGCUGUCGGGUGUGUGUGUGAUGCUGAAUUUGGCAGGCUCCAUCCUCUCCUGUCAGAACGCUCAGCUAGUCAGCUCGCUAGAAGGCUGCCAGUUGAUCAAGUUUGACAGUGUGGAGGUGUGCGUCUGCUGUGAGCUGCAGCAUCAGUCUUCGGGAUGCAGCAACCUCGGGGAGACACUGAAGCUGAACCCCCUGCAGGAGAACUGCAAUGCCGUCAGGCUGACCUUGAAGGACCUCCUCUUCAGUGUGUGCGCCCUCAACGUCCUCUCCACCAUCGUGUGUGCGCUGGCCACCGCCAUGUGCUGCAUGCAAAUGGUGUCCUCCGAUGUCCUUCACAUGUUCUUUCCCCAGAGGUCACACUCGGCCAACCCUGCCUGCGUGACCCCCCAUGGCACCGUGAUCCACCAGAUCCUGGACUUCGACGAGUUCAUCGCACCCCUCCCGCCCCCACCCUACUACCCUCCCGAGUACUCCUGCACGCCCUCCUCUGACACCCACCGGGGCCUCCACCUGGACUUUGCCUCCUCUCCGCUCAGCACUCUGUACGACGUAGCCAUCAACAGCCCCAGCAUGCUGUACCCCGCCGAGCUGCCCCCGCCCUACGAGGCCGUGGUGGGCCAGACGCCGGCCAGCCAGGUGACAAGUAUGGACCACCAGGUGGUCCUGCCCAGCUCUGGCGACCAAGACACCACCGCUGACUUUAGCACACCAGUGCCAGCCAGCACCACCAGCCUACCCACCUCAGAUGGGGCCACCUCGCUGGGUCCAAGCCACACAUCCCCUGAUGAUACAGAAGGCACCCCGCCAGCCCCACCACCUGCCCCAGACCUCCAGCAUCUGUCCCCAGAAGCCACAGAUCUGAGCUCUCAGGGACCGCCCAGUUCCGGGCGUGUGGCCCGCUCGGCUAGUGAUCCCACUGCCUGUGUGUCCAGCAAGGCAGGUGAUGCCUCUCACCACCCCGCCUUGUGCAGCCAGGACCUGGAAACCACACCUUCUCGGGCCCCUCUGGGGACAGUUUCCACAUCUCGCUCUGCCAUGGCUGCCUGUCAGUACCAGCUUUCAACACCUGGCAACCCAGAUACCUGGAAAAUGGACCAACAGACCAAACCAGAGGCCUUACAAAUGGUCUCCAAAGACAGGCCGCCCUCUUUAGUAGACAGCAAGGCCUAUGCGGACACCAGGGUUUUGGUGGCUAAGUUCUUGGAACAUGCACACAGCGCCCUCCCCGCUGAGGUGCGGCAUGUGACGGGUGCCAUCCCACCAGUGGUGGCCUCUGAAGAGCAUCCGGCGGAGGAGGCUGUCUUCCGUGCGGGUGGCCUGGACCAGCUAUGA